Molecule: messenger RNA, 1337 nt
Organism: Gopherus evgoodei (Goodes thornscrub tortoise)
Lineage: Eukaryota; Metazoa; Chordata; Testudines; Testudinidae
Gene: HNRNPAB
Product: heterogeneous nuclear ribonucleoprotein A/B
Exons: 8
Coding region: 219-1190 (323 amino acids)
Biological process (GO): regulation of gene expression
Cellular component (GO): nucleoplasm
Molecular function (GO): RNA binding
Source: RefSeq, a predicted model, not a curated record
AAGGCGGCCACGCGCGGAAGGCUGCGGUGCGGGCUGGAGUGCGUGUCUCUCGCGGGGGAGGGGGUGACGGCGGGGCCAGUCGAAGAGCAGCCGAGCGCCGCGCAAAGGGAUCCCAGAUCGCGCUCACGCGGGGAUUUUAAUCCGAUUCCGGCCGGCCCGGAUUUUAUCGAGAGCGGGUUUUAAGGCGGUUCUGUCUCCAGCCUCGGGAGAGGGGCAGGAUGUCCGAAGUGGAGCAGCAGGUGGCGGAUCCCGCCGACGCCACCCAGAACGGGCACGAAGCGGCCGAAGGCGCCGGGGAGCAGCAGGCCGAGAGCGGCGGAGCGGCGCCGCCGGUGGCCACCAGCCAGAACGGAGCCGAAGGCGACCAGAUCAAUGCCAGCAAGAACGAGGAGGAUGCGGGGAAAAUGUUUGUUGGUGGCCUCAGCUGGGAUACAAGCAAAAAAGACUUGAAAGACUACUUCACUAAAUUUGGUGAAGUGGCUGACUGUACAAUAAAGAUGGACCCGAACACAGGAAGAUCAAGAGGUUUUGGAUUUAUUUUGUUCAAAGAAGCUGGAAGUGUUGACAAGGUAUUGGAACAGAAAGAACACAGAUUAGAUGGGCGACUUAUUGACCCAAAAAAGGCCAUGGCAAUGAAAAAAGAUCCAGUGAAGAAAAUUUUUGUUGGUGGACUUAACCCUGAAGCCACAGAAGAGAAAAUCCGGGAAUACUUUGGAGAGUUUGGCGAGAUUGAAGCAAUUGAACUUCCAAUGGAUCCAAAGACCAACAAAAGGAGAGGCUUUGUGUUCAUCACUUUCAAGGAAGAAGAUCCAGUCAAGAAGAUCUUGGAGAAAAAAUUCCAUAAUGUUAGCGGAAGCAAGUGUGAGAUCAAGGUAGCGCAGCCGAAGGAGGUAUACCAACAGCAACAAUUCAGUAGUGGUGGAGGAAGAAGCAGCUAUGGAGGAAGAGGCAGAGGUGGAAGAGGUGCUCAAAGUCAAAUUUGGAAUCAAAGUUAUGGCAAUUACUGGACCCAGGGUUAUGGGAAUCAAGGAUACGGCUAUCAGCAAGGUUAUGGUGGCUAUGGAGGCUAUGAUUAUUCAGGAUGUGGGUAUUAUGAAUAUGGACCAGGCUAUGAUUACAGUCAAGGCAGUGCAAAUUAUGGGAAAAGUCCAAGACGUGGUGGUCAUCAGAAUAAUUACAAGCCAUAUUGAUCAAAUUUAUUCAGGUAUGCAGUGGCAUGGUCUCUUUUAGAAAAUGACUGCAUAGGUUUUGUACUCAAUGCUGUAGAUGGAUAUUACAAUUAUGUACCAAAUUUAACUUUACAAUAAAUUUCUAUGGCCUGUUAAAUGUGCAUCUUA